Aspergillus piperis CBS 112811 is the source of this 510-nucleotide messenger RNA. RefSeq lists its product as uncharacterized. Lineage: Eukaryota; Fungi; Ascomycota; Eurotiomycetes; Eurotiales; Aspergillaceae. The coding region runs from base 1 to 510 and encodes 169 amino acids. The record is from RefSeq and is a predicted model, not a curated record. The transcript is spliced from 3 exons.
AUGAAGGAAGAAGUAAUUGCAAGAACUGAAGCAGCAGCGGCAAGGGAAGAAGAGAUUAUAAGGAAAAGAGCAGACGAUCCAUUGAAAGAUUUGAAGGCGGGUGGCUCGUCGCCGAGGGAGGCAGAUGGGGAACCCCGUGCAGCAACAGCCAAUGAUGAGGCCGGGGAAGGUCAACGCGGUGGUUCCACGGAAUCGCCUGCCUCGAUCAGUCCCGCUGCCCGUCCGAUUUCCCGCCGGUUCAGACGAGCACUGAAACGGCCCGAGGUGGGCAUGCAAAGAUCCCGGGAGCCUACAAAAUGCGCUAAGAUUCGAGUCAAUGGACCUGGCCAGAAGUUGCCUGCCUUUCUGCAGCCCGCCAGCCCUGCAGGCACUAAUACUCAGUACUACCGGUUGGCCGUCUGGACCUUCCGCGAUCCCAUCGUAGAAAUCCUAUCCGGGCGUAUUUCUUGCCUCAUUGGGAAAGUGGCUGACUUUGCUGAUUCUCUGCAAGAGGAAGGCAAUCCUCUUUGA